Messenger RNA from Hordeum vulgare subsp. vulgare (domesticated barley), 6091 nucleotides. Its product is annotated as protein CHROMATIN REMODELING 5. Gene Ontology annotation, molecular function: chromatin binding; ATP-dependent chromatin remodeler activity; DNA binding. Bases 507 to 5702 code for a protein of 1731 amino acids. NCBI's taxonomy places the organism in Eukaryota, Viridiplantae, Streptophyta, Magnoliopsida, Poales, Poaceae. Gene Ontology annotation, biological process: regulation of transcription by RNA polymerase II; nucleosome organization. The record is from RefSeq and is a predicted model, not a curated record. The transcript is spliced from 31 exons. Gene Ontology annotation, cellular component: chromatin; nucleus.
GAGAAGAGAGGAGAGGAGAGAGGAAAAAACUUAUCUGCCCCCCUAAUCUCCCUUACCCCGGUCUCGUGAUAGAUAACCACCCCCCUUCUCUCCGCGCCGCCGCCGCCGCCGCCGCGGCGCCCGCGCGACCCCUCGCCGCCCCCGCCCCUCCGGCGAUCACCGCAGCCCGCCCCCCGCCUCCGAUCCGAUUUUCCCCGCGAAAAUCACAGGAACACCGCAAAAAAUCCCCAGGAAUCCGCCGUGUUCCCACUUUUUGAAUAAAUCGCACGGGUGUUUCCGCUGCCCCGCCCAACCGCCGUGCUCCCCCGCGCGGCCGCCGGCGCCGGCGAUCGCAUCUGGCAAUAACCGUCCCCGUCGGGCCAACCCCGCCUCCUCGCGGCCCGAACCUCCGCGCCCUGCCGGGAAGACCACGGCGCGCGGCCUCCCCCUCGCCCGACGCGGCACGAGGGAGCGGUAGACUGCUGAAGUGUUCCGAGUUUCUUCAUGUUGUGUUGUCAUAAAUUGUGAUGGCAUUCUUCAGCAAUUCUGGGAGCAGGGCUGAUUCGGGAGGGUACAACUUGAAUGAGAAGGCUGAUGAUGAAGGCGCAUAUGAGUCAGUCAGGGAUAGGGACGCCGACUUGAGCUCUGGCCAGUUGAACUUGAAUGAGAAGGCUGAUGAUGCCUACCACAGUGAGGAGGAGCAAUACGAAGCUGGCCAGUCAGGUCUGAACCCUUCUGAGAUUAAAUCAGGGCAGAAUGCCCAGAGAGCAGGUGGCCCUUCUGGCUCAUGGGGUACAAACUUUUUGAAGGACUGCAGAUCCACGGAAGGGGAAGAACCCUCAAAUAGUGAUAGGGGAAUGGAAGACGGGUCUGCGGCUAGCUCACAUGAUGACAUGGAUGGUAGUGGAGAUGAUGAUGAGCUAAACAGAGGGCACGGGGAUGUGCCCGCUGAGGAAAUGCUUUCUGAUGACUACUAUGAGCAGGACAGGGAGGAGCAGAGUGAUUCGUUGAAUCGUCGUGGGAUGAGCCACCCAAGCUGUUCCACUUCUGGGGUCGCAUCAAAAUCUGUACCCUCAAGGCAAAAGAAGAAGUCGACAAAGGGCAGUGCUUAUGACGACGAUGAUGAUGCAUAUAAUGAUGAGAAUGACGAUGACGACGAUGAUGAAGAUGAUGCAGACGAAGAUGAUCCAGAUGAUGUGGAUUUUGAGCCAGACAGUGAAACCGACAAGGCUGCUGUUAAGGAGAAGCUUGUGGACAGUGAGAACUCAGGCGAAGAAGAAGAAGAUGAUGAUGAGCUUGGGCUCUCGGAUGAUGAUGAUGAUUUUAUUGAUAGCAGGAGGCAAUCGAAACGACUUAAGGUCGGAGGGACUAAAACUUCCCAGCGAAAAAAGCUUCCUAUGCAGGCUCCACGCAAGCGAGGUGUAUCUUUCACAGACGAAGAAUAUUCUUCAGGAAAAGACUCAGAUGCACCCAAUAGUCCUGAUUUUAGUCAUCGAUUGAAAAAACCUGUCAGGUUGCAUCUGAAAACUGUGGGCCAUAAUGAUGUUUCCUCAAAUGUCAAUUCCCAUAACGAAUCCCGAACUUCUGGGAGGAGGAGGACACAGAGAAAUAUCUCAUAUGCUGAAAGUGACAGUGACGAUAGUGAGGAGAAGUCAACUAAAAAACAAAAGCUCUUGAAGGAGGAUCAAGAUGAAGAAGAUGGAGAAACAAUUGAAAGGGUCAUUUGGUAUCAGCCAAAGGGUGUCGCUGAGGAUGCACUCAGGAAUGGUCAAUCGGCUCAACCUACUGUUAUGAGCAUGCCAUCAGAUUUUGAUCAACAAUGGGAUGAUGUAGAGUUCUACAUAAAAUGGAAAGGGCAGUCUUACUUACAUUGUCAGUGGAAGACAUUAUCCGAGCUUCGUAGUGUUAGUGGAUUUAAAAAAGUUCUAAAUUACAUGAAAAGAGUGUCCGAGGAGCAGAGGUACAAGAGGUCACUAUCACGCGAAGAGGUUGAGGUGCAUGAUGUAGGCAAGGAAAUGGAGUUGGACCUUAUUAAGCAAUAUAGCCAGGUUGAACGGGUAUUUGCUGAUAGGGCAACCAAAGUGGAUGGGGAUGUUGUGGUGCCAGAAUAUUUAGUCAAAUGGCAGGGACUUCCUUACGCAGAAUCGACCUGGGAAAAAGAUACAGAAAUUGAAUUUGCUCAAGAAGCAAUAGAUGAAUACAGGGCCCGUGAAGUUGCCACUGCAAUACUGGGGAAAACAGUUGAUUUCCAAAGGAAGAAAAGCAAAGCUAGUUUGAGAAGGCUUGAUGAUCAACCAGAAUGGCUAAAAGGAGGUAAACUGCGUGAUUAUCAGCUUGAAGGCCUAAACUUUCUCGUUAAUGGGUGGAGAAAUGACACUAAUGUUAUUCUUGCCGAUGAGAUGGGUCUGGGAAAAACCAUUCAAUCUGUUUCCAUGCUUGGCUUCCUUCAUAAUGCUCAAGAAAUUAAUGGACCAUUUCUUGUCGUUGUGCCGCUCUCAACAUUGUCAAAUUGGGCAAAAGAAUUUCGGAAGUGGCUACCUGACAUGAAUGUUGUAAUUUAUGUCGGAAAUCGUGCUAGCAGAGAGAUGUGUCAGCAGCAUGAGUUCUUUACAAAUAAGAAGGGUGGACGGCAUGUAAAAUUCCAUACUUUGAUAACUACUUAUGAGGUGAUACUUAAGGACAAAGCCGUCCUUUCAAAAAUCAAAUGGAGUUAUCUUAUGGUUGAUGAAGCCCACCGUUUGAAGAAUUCUGAAGCAUCACUGUAUAUUGCUCUUUUGGAGUUCAGCACCAAAAAUAAGCUGCUAAUAACUGGGACCCCUUUGCAGAACAGUGUUGAAGAGCUUUGGGCACUACUUCAUUUCCUUGAUCCAGUCAAAUUUAACAGCAAGGAUACUUUUGUUGAGAGAUACAAAAAUUUGAGUUCGUUUAAUGAAACUGAGCUUGCAAAUCUUCACAUGGAAUUGAGGCCCCAUAUUUUAAGGCGAGUUAUUAAAGAUGUCGAGAAGUCUUUACCUCCAAAAAUUGAGCGAAUUCUUCGUAUCGAAAUGUCUCCUCUACAGAAACAAUAUUACAAGUGGAUUCUAGAGCGGAAUUUUCAGAAUCUGAAUAAAGGAGUUCGCGGGAAUCAGGUCUCACUUUUGAAUGUUGUCGUUGAGUUAAAGAAGUGUUGCAACCAUCCAUUCUUGUUUGAAAGUGCUGAUCAUGGUUAUGGUGGAGAUAGCAUUGGUGAUCGCAAUAAAGUUGAACGCAUUGUUAUGAGUAGUGGGAAGUUGGUUUUGUUGGACAAGCUACUGUUGAGACUGCGGGAGACUAACCACCGUGUGCUUAUAUUCUCCCAGAUGGUGAGGAUGCUGGACAUCCUUUCUGAGUACCUAUCCCUUCGAGGCUUCCAGUUUCAGAGGCUUGAUGGCAGUACAAGAGCGGAUCUUCGUCACCAGGCCAUGGAACAUUUUAAUGCUCCUGGAAGCGAUGAUUUUUGUUUCCUUCUGUCUACACGUGCUGGUGGACUUGGGAUUAAUCUUGCAACAGCGGAUACGGUGAUAAUUUUUGAUUCAGAUUGGAAUCCUCAAAAUGAUCUACAGGCAAUGAGUAGGGCACAUAGGAUUGGGCAACAAGAUACUGUCAACAUCUAUCGAUUUGUCACUUGCAAAAGUGUUGAAGAGGAUAUAUUGGAGCGGGCAAAGAAAAAAAUGGUUCUUGAUCACUUGGUGAUUCAGAAGCUGAAUGCUGAGGGCAGACUCGAGAAGAAAGAAACCAAAAAGGGUGGCUCCAUGUUUGAUAAGAAUGAGCUUUCGGCCAUACUGAGGUUUGGGGCAGAGGAGUUGUUCAAAGAAGAGAAGACUGAUGAAGAGACCAAGAGGAAGCUUGAAAGCAUGGACAUUGAUGAAAUUCUUGAGAGAGCUGAGAAAGUUGAAACGAAGGCUGCUGAAGGGGAAGAAGGAAAUGAGCUUCUUAGUGCUUUCAAGGUUGCUAAUUUUUCCAGCGGUGAGGAUGAUGCCUCAUUCUGGAGUAGACUAAUACAACCAGAUCCUGAAGAUAUGGGUCAGGAAACUUUAGCACCUCGUGCUGCACGGAAUAAAAAGAGCUAUGUUGAAGAUCACCAACUUGACAAAAAUAGCAGCAGGAAAAGGCGAGCGGUUGACGCACAAGAAAAGCCAAGAAGGCGUUCCAGCAGAACAGUCGACACAAUCGUUUCGUUACCAUUUAUUGAUGGAGCAGUUGCUCAAGUACGGAACUGGUCAUUUGGAAAUAUGCCUAAGAAGGAUGCCUCCCGCUUUGUUCGAGCGGUUAAAAAGUUUGGAAAUCCAAGCCAAAUUGGCUUAAUUGUGGAUGAUGUUGGUGGUGCAAUAGCAAAGGCUCCAUGUGAAGCACAAAUUGAGCUGUAUGAUUUGCUCAUUGAUGGCUGUCAGGAAGCUGUGAAAGAGAACACAGACAUCAAGGGCACAGUGUUGGAUUUUUUUGGUGUACCAGUGAAGGCCUAUGAGUUGUUGGCUCGUGUUGAAGAGCUUCAUUGCUUGGCAAAGCGCAUCGCACGUUACAAAGAUCCAGUUAGACAAUACCGGAUCCAAUCACCUUACAAAAAGCCACAGUGGUCAGCAAGCUGUGGAUGGAUUGAAACUGAUGAUGCAAGAUUGCUGCUUGGAAUUCACUGGCAUGGUUAUGGAAACUGGGAGAAGAUACGGUUGGAUCCAAAGCUUGGUCUGACAACAAAAAUUGCACCAGCAACACUUGGUGAGAGAGAAACAUUUUUACCACGGGCGCCAAAUUUGGAUAAUCGUGCUAGUGCUCUCCUGCAAAAGGAAUAUGCCAAUCUGAGUGGAAAGAGCUCAAAAGCCAAAGGAGGAGCUAGCCAAAAAGUCAAUAAUGAAAAUGGUAGUGCUCGAUCUUUUAAAGGCCGACAAAAAGAUGCAAAACCACAAGAGGAUAUUAAGUCAAACAAAGAUGACAUUAGGAAACGCAAGGUGGUGGAAGAAGCUGAAGCAAGAGAAGAGGGUGAAAUUUCAGAGUCUGAAGAACAGAUUAAAUAUCGUUUGGAAAAGGAAGGAAAGUGGCUGGAAUGGUGCUCUGAAGCUUUGGAUGAAGAGCAGGACAUAUUGAAACGACUGGAUAGGCUACAGAAUACAAGUGUAAAUCUUCCGAAGGAAAAGGUUCUUUCAAGAAUUCGCCGGUACCUCCAGAUAAUCGGUGAAAAGAUUGGAAAAGUCGUUGCCCAACAUGUAGAAUCGUACAAGCAGUCCCGUAUGACCACAAGAUUAUGGAAUUAUGUGGCAACCUUUUCAAAUAUGUCUGGGGAGCAAUUGCGCGAUCUCUAUUUAAAACUUAGUCAGGACCAAAUGGAAGCUGGAGCCGGCCCCUCACAUGGGGGCAAUUUUGCACCCGCUCCUCCUAACAGAGGUUCUUCAAAUCAGCCUCAUCCUCCUAGAAACCAAAGGCCAACAAGGUCUUUCCAGCACACUCCAGAGCCUCUUAAUAAUGGUGAAAACACUGGGAAUUCGGAAGCCUGGAAGCGUCGGAGGAGAGCUGAUCAGGAUAAUCAGUUUGACAACCAACCUAUUUAUCCACCUCCUCCAAUUAUGGCAAAUGGUAACAGGUCGCAGGAAUCUAGCAGUUCUGCUGGUAUUCUUGGUUGGGGUCCAGUUGAAAUGAGACGAUAUGGCAAUGACAGACCUAAGAGAGGUGUUCAUCCCAGUCGUUUUCCUGCCGGGCAUGGGCCUUUGCUUUAGCUGAAGUAGUCAGCUUUGUCAAUUCCUAGGAGUCUUCAGCUUCUAUAUGCAGGUAGAAGUGGAGAAUUGGAAUUCUUUUUAGGCAAGACAAAAUAAUAAGCUGUCAAUAUCUUGUCUGGAUCACAGCUUGGAGUCUGUGCCUCUGAAGAAACAGCAGAUGUGAACAGAAGAUUCCUGACACUGAAACAAAUAUAUGGGUCUUGUAAACCGCCAAGAGGAAGAGUCUCAGAAAAUUUUGUCGGUCCAGUUUUGUGGUCUAAUAGAAGAAAAUUUCCGUUGGGGUCUUUAAGAAGGUUCAUCUCAAACAAAUGAUCUAUAGUUCAGCCUCAAUACAUGUACGGUCUUUUACAGUGCAUUUAUAUAUAAUGAAAAUUUGGUUUAGUUGGACA